AUCUAACGACAAGGCGGUGCCAUAAUCCGCUCUAUUCCGCCACGGUUCCAAAAGCCGUGUGGCCGUCGACCAACUAUCAAUCACAGCUAGUAACUGAGGUCGUUGGGCUCUUUGACCCUCCUUAUUAUUAGGCUCGACGUAGUUGGAUCAGUGUGAGCUGGCUAGUCUGUAUUCCCCAAACCCUUCCGCUCCUUGUUUUUCGACUCCACAUUCCUUUGAUUCUGUUACGAACGUAUCGCGGACUCUGCGCCUCAUGUCGCUUUCGGUCUCUUCUUUCCCGGAGACGACGUAUACUCCACCACAAGGUCCCGGGCUCUCCGAAACACUCGACGAUCCUGCACCGAUCAAGCGUCGUCGAAUAUUCGGGAAUCUGUUUGGCAAGGACGGCCCCACCAUGUUCAAAGUGCACCGCCGCCAACACGCAGCGAAGGACAGUUUGAACUUGCAGAUAGAGGACAUCCAUACGCCUGUCGUUUCAUUUACUGCGCAGGACGUCCCUCCCCAUGUCGCGGAUCUCUCGUCAUCACGCAAGCCCAAACUCUCUCUCCCAAUUCUCGACGUCGGCCAUCAGCCUGCUUCGCGUUCGCCUACUACUCAUCACGAACAACUCGUCUUUCCUCCGACGCCCACGGCGACUCAGUACGACCACUCAAACCCCAUGAAGGAGAGCAUCAAAAGCCUCCGCCUGUCUCGCAUCUAUCGUCCCAUAGACGUCGGUCGGAAAGACGAGGAAUCGCUACCGCCAUGGGCAUCCAGAGGGGUGAUCGCAUCUUUUGGUGAUCCGGACGAUUAUGUCAAUGGCGAUCGAGAAAAGGAGGUGGAUCGCGACAGGACGAGUUCCCUUCUGACGCCGUUGAGCUCAUGGUCAACCUCGAGUACACGGCUGAGCCGCCGUCCGUCUGGAAGCUCUGCACCAUCCUCGAGGACAUCGUCCAUGUACUUUUCAUCCAUCAUCUCCGCCAUGUCUUCGCCAUCCUCAGCCUCCACAAGGCCAAGGACAGGCACGGUUCCAGUGGUUCGUAAACACACAAAUAGCGACGCUGCAGUAUCCAAAGACUUCAGGCCGGUGUCCAUAUCCUCUGAAAAUUCGACCAGGACGACGGCGUCAUCUCCUCCACGGCUGACAGGCGUUAGCACUAUGCGCUUGCGGUCGUUGUCCACGUCCUCGGCCAAGGGCGAUAGCAAGACGAGAAUGAAGCCCGCGUUGACCAUCGUCCCUCCUAUGCAGCCUACCGGCCAUAAGCGCUCGCGAACGCUGUCGAAUGCAUCUGACAAGGGCAAAGCACGGGCAAGAACCACGUCCAACCCUUCUGCCCCUUCCAUGUCCGGCGGCGAUCGCUCCGCACAACGGCCACGCACCCGCACUCUAUCGAACACAUCCGAUAAAGGCAAGGCCAAAGCGAGAAUAUCGCGCGCAGACAGCGUUUCAGAGAUCGUCAACAGCAAGAAUCAUCCUCCUGUCCCACCCCUACCUAUCAUUGGUAUGCCGUCCACUUCGGCGAACGACCUUCGUGAUGGCAUGAGCCCCGCGACGGCGCCAAUAUCCACGCGUGCCACUGCGAAAUCCCCAUCGCGCUCACCCCACCAUCGGACCCCGCAGCCGCCUAAAUCUGCCCCGUCGUCGCCAUCUAGAAAAACCUUUGGCCUUCCCUUGGCGAGCUCGUUGCCGUCUAGCUCACGGCCCCUUGUGCACACUUCUGCGACGAUGAAGCUGUACUCUCCGGCACCCAUCUCUGCCUCCACCCCUGCCUCUGCACAAUCCCUCAGUCAUCAGCAUACGCUAUCCUCUCAGCUCCGCGGCUUUCCACGUCAAGGAGUAAUGAGGUCGCGGUCGAAAUCUACUGUCGAAUCACAUCUCGAUAGAACGCUGCCUCUUAGUCCGUCGAAACCGCCCUUGCGAACUCCCAACUCAACGGGCCUUGUGGGUUAUCCAAAUACCAGGAACCAAGGUGUCCGGAGACCGUUUCAGUCAUCGGCGGACAAACGUUUAGACGAAGGUGAAUCUCCCUCCUUGACAGUGGCGACACAGGAUGCGGGACAAUACGGUUUCCAGGAGAGAAAUAUCGGCGACGUUAUUCCCAAACUGCGAGGGAUGAGGAUGAAGUAACAGCCAUCCACACGGACAAAAUAUUGUUUCUUUGGGGUUGGUCCAGUAUCAUGUACCUAAUCCGUGUGCGUAUCACACUCAUCCCUAAGAGCCGCAAUGGAUGCUUAUCCGUAUACAGCGCUGCGCAGUCUCGUUCAUACACUCUUUUAUAUCUCAAAUAGUUCAUGCAUUCCCGUAUAUUCUUUUGGGAAACUAUGUUGUACUCUGGAUCGGUAAUGUGUACUGUUAUCAGGACUUGACAUUGACUUUUCAAUUCUUUGACUCGUUCACAAAGGAUGCUUUUCGUACAUACCAUACUUCAUGUAAACCAUACAAUUCAGAUCAGAUGAUUACUGGUCG
Messenger RNA from Heterobasidion irregulare TC 32-1, 2446 nucleotides. RefSeq lists its product as uncharacterized. The transcript has a single exon. Bases 254 to 2107 code for a protein of 617 amino acids. The record is from RefSeq and is a predicted model, not a curated record. NCBI's taxonomy places the organism in Eukaryota, Fungi, Basidiomycota, Agaricomycetes, Russulales, Bondarzewiaceae.